CUUUUUUCGUAUCUAGUUAUGAAAGUAAGCGUUUUUAAGUGAGGAGUAAAAGCGCUCUGGAAAGAAAUUAAGGUUAGUGGUCACUCUUUGAACGAUAUUGAGUGAUGUAAACCGCCCCUCCAAUUUCAGUGGCAUCAUCUCAACGCAUAGGUAUAAAAACGGACGUUGGCAAUUUCGGUUGCCAUUCGUCGUGUGAACACUUAAGAUGAACAAGGUGUUGAUCGUACUUAGCGUGGCUGGAGUUUGUCUGGCUCAGUACGCCGGUAGAACGGGCGUCUACCAAACGAAGGAUCAGUAUGCUGCUUCCUAUUUUGGCAGAGCCGGAGGAGCUGCCGUUAACCAAGGAUACUCGGGCACUCUUGGGAGCCGUGCAUUUACAGGAGCUGUUGGUAAUCAAGGAUACUCGGGAACAGUCGGUAACCAAGGUUACUCGGGUACGCUUGGGAGCCGUGUAUUUACAGGAGCUGUUCGUAAUCAAGGAUACUCGGGAGCUGACGGAAACCAAGGGUAUACAGGAACUCUUGGAAGCCAAGGAAACCGUGGAGGUUUUGGAAACCAAGGAUACGCUGUAGGCCUUAGAAGCCAAGGAUAUUCGGGAGUUGCUGGAACUCAGGGGUACACAGGUUCUUCUAGGAACAAUGGAUUCGGGGGACCUGCUAGCUAUGGAGGAUAUGGAGGAAAAGGAGGAAACCAAUAUGCAGGACGAGAUGGUGGAGAUAAUUCAGAACCGGCAAAAUACGAGUUCAAAUACGAAGUAAACGUACCAGACGAGUAUUUGGAAUUUGGCCACCAGGAACAGAGGGACGGCGACAACACACAAGGAGCCUACCACGUCCUUCUUCCUGACGGCAGGAGACAGUUGGUCGAAUACACGGUCGACGGCUACGGCUAUCAUCCUAAAGUCUCCUACACUGAUGGACCUUCAGGACGAACUGCAAAUUACGCUUCUGGAAGGAAUGAUCAACAAGGUUAUCAAUCCGGAGGAAGAAACGGCUUCCAAAGUGCCAGUCAGCCAGGAUACCAAUCAGAAACGAGGCAACAGGGAUAUUGAUCCAUGUUCUAUUUAAUAUUUAU
Cimex lectularius (bed bug) is the source of this 1074-nucleotide messenger RNA. Its product is annotated as pro-resilin-like. The coding region runs from base 206 to 1051 and encodes 281 amino acids. The record is from RefSeq and is a predicted model, not a curated record. The transcript is spliced from 3 exons. Lineage: Eukaryota; Metazoa; Arthropoda; Insecta; Hemiptera; Cimicidae. Gene Ontology annotation, cellular component: extracellular matrix.